UGUUCACAUGACUUGUCGUCCAAGAUGACAGACAUACGUGUUCCCUGUACCCUGGUGCCAUGUCUUGAUGUAGCAGAUGCCCAGUAUGAUGCAGUGGUGGUGGUCACUGACAGCAUUGACAAACUGACUGGCAACCUUGAAAACAUCAAAGCUGUUUUGCAGGAUUAUGAACAUGUGGAUGGGAAACUGGAAAACCCUGGCUUUGUCCACUUUAUCAAGACAGAUGUUGUGCCAUCAAAGAGACUGAUCUUUGCUCCAACAGGGCCACUAAACAGGGAUUAUGAUGAUGUGAGGCGCUUUGCUGAUGCUGCUAACAGGGGCAUAAAUAGAGCUGUGGCUGCUGGGAGUAACAACCCUUUACUGGUGAGACCAGUUGAUGACAGCUUCCCCAAGGCAGGUCUGGUCACCUCUCUGGGAGCCAUGCAGGUCUUGUAUGUGCCCAUUGAGGUACGAGAAGAUGUUCCCAGCCGUGCUCGUAAGGUCAACAACCUGGGAGUGUGGUGCAAUGACCAGACCAGAGUGGUCAAGGCUCUGCCCAUCUUAAAUGGACUUGAGAAAGGAAGAUCUGUCUGUCGUGAUAUUGGAGGUUCUGACCCAGAGCGCAUGGCUGCACCACGUGUUGCACAGUACGUGCAAGAUGUCUUCAAGGGCACGUGUAUUAAGGUGAACAUCUUAUCUGAUCCAGAGGUUUUCAAGAAAGAAUACCCACUGUUAGCAGCAGUUAACAGAUCUGCUGGAUGUGUGGAGCGUCACAGGGGCCAUGUUAUCUUCCUUGAGUAUGUGGGAGAGGGAGACAUUGAUACCACUUUGUUACUGGUUGGAAAGGGUAUUACCUAUGACACAGGUGGCGCAGACAUCAAGGCAGGUGGGGUCAUGGCAGGCAUGCACAGAGACAAAUGUGGAGCGGCAGCCGUUGCUGGAUUCUUCCAGGUCCUAGAUUCACUGAAACCCAAAGGUUUGAAGGUUUUGGGAGCCAUGUCCAUGGUACGCAAUAGCGUAGGAUCAGAAUGCUACGUGGCUGAUGAAAUCAUAACCUCGCGUGCUGGUGUGCGUGUCCGUGUGGGCAACACUGAUGCAGAGGGACGUAUGGUUAUGGCUGACGUGCUGUGUCAGAUGAAGGAAAAGGCACUUAAUGAGGUCAACCCACACCUGUUCACUAUUGCUACCCUGACGGGGCAUGCUAUCAGGGCUAUGGGGCCAAACUAUUCAAUUAUCUUGGAUAAUGGUCCUGCAAGCAAAGAGCAGACGUCACAGAAGAUGCAGGCUGCUGGAAGUCAGUAUGGAGAUCCCUUUGAGAUAUCAAACAUCAGAAGAGAGGAUUAUGAAUUCCAUAAAGGCAAGUCAGAAUAUGAAGAUGUGUUGCAGUGCAACAAUGUGCCAUCCACCAUGACACCUCGCGGACAUCAGACCCCUGCCGCAUUCAUGAUCAUGGCGUCUGGGCUAGAUAAGCAUGGUAUCGACUCAGAGCGUCCCCUGAAAUAUUCCCACAUGGAUAUCGCAGGCUCUAGUGGCCCCUUCCCUGGUGUCCCCACUGGAUCCCCUGUGGUUGCCAUGGCAGCACGCUACGUCCUUGACAGAGUGGCAUAGCUUUCUCUGAUACAUGUACCAAAUAUAUUGUCAUGACUUGUACUUAGAUUGACUUAAUUAAUGCAUUCCUUUCUAAAUAUAAGCAAAAUUUUCUCCUCUUUUGCUUUACACAGAUGCAUUUCAUUGUCAAAAGAAUAAACAAGAAAGAUACUAUGAUUUUGCAUCACAAAUACCUUUUCUCAAUUUCAACAAAAUAGUUUAAUAAGCAGUGAUUUUCAAAAGUCCCACCGCAUUAAUGAAAUUAGAUAAACGCAAGAAUCCUGUAAGAGCAGAAGUGCUGCUAUGAGCUUUAAA
This is a messenger RNA of Lingula anatina, 1881 nucleotides long. RefSeq names its product putative aminopeptidase W07G4.4. Gene Ontology annotation, molecular function: manganese ion binding; metalloaminopeptidase activity. Gene Ontology annotation, cellular component: cytoplasm. Gene Ontology annotation, biological process: proteolysis. NCBI's taxonomy places the organism in Eukaryota, Metazoa, Brachiopoda, Lingulata, Lingulida, Lingulidae. The record is from RefSeq and is a predicted model, not a curated record.